AUGAUUUCACUAGUGACACCAUUAUCAUAUAGUAUUGCCAAUAGUACAAAACGAAUUGUUGUUAUUUGUAUUUCAUUAUUAAUAUUAAGAAAUCCAGUAACAACAGCGAAUGUUAUUGGCAUGAGUUUAGCUCUACUUGGUGUUAUGUGUUACAAUAAAGCUAAAUAUGAUCAACGUCGUGCUCAACAUAAGCAAGCUAUUAUCCCAUUAGUUCGAAGUGAACCUAAUCUACAUACAUUAAAUCUUGAUACUAUUCGAAUAAAUCAUCCCGAUGCUGAAUUAACAUCUCGUCAUCAUCCAAUAUUACAUACAAGUGGGCCAUAUUACAAUGGUUUUAUCCCGAAUUAUGCAAGUCAAUCAUAUAAAAAUAUAUAA
Rotaria sp. Silwood2 is the source of this 375-nucleotide messenger RNA. The record is from the annotation of a GenBank genome assembly. NCBI's taxonomy places the organism in Eukaryota, Metazoa, Rotifera, Eurotatoria, Philodinida, Philodinidae.